AUGCACGAGUGCCAGGCCAUGUACUCCGCAGCGUCUUCCGCCAGGAUCAACUGGGCCAAAGGUUCCAGACUACUGGUCGGUCCGUGGCAGGUGGACUCCCUGCUGGAGGAGUUACGGGGGUUCAGCUGGAGUACCACCCAUCUCCUCUACCUGGGGAUCUACCUCAGCCUGGCUGAGGAAUCCUGGUCGGCAAACUGGCAGGAGCUGGACGCCAAAGUCUCGGCUCGCCUAGGCCACUGGACAGGACCGCUCCAAGUGCUAUCUUACAGGAGUCGAGUGCUGGUGUGUAACCUCAACUACGACAUGCAGCUCCUGUUCAUCGACUGUGACAGUUUGGAGGUCACCCUCGAGACACUGCCUGUCUUUUUACCAGGACCUGAUCACUGUCUGGAACGUGGUCGAACCACGUCGCACCUAUCCUCUGGCAGAAGUAGCGGCUGUUGUCAGGGAGCCGUUGCUCAGGAAUCAGCACCUCCGUACUCGUGGGUUCGAGUGGCUGUCGGAGGGGAGGGCCGUGGCAAACAUCGAGGAGUUCCUUCCUGGAUGAAAGAGCGUGCUCAACGUCGGUGUAGAUGGAGGGGACUUUACCCAGAAGGCCGUGCGCGUGAGACAGUCCUCUAUGAACCGAGCGGACGAAGCAAUCCCAGAAGGCGGCGGGGCGUGCAUGCGCAGCUGGUUCGCUACCCUCAGUCGAUUGUGGGCCGUGGAGGUGACACUAUGUCAGCUGCUCCUCGAAGUCGCCUGUUGCGGAAUGUACCUCAGCUAAUCAGUCAGCAGGACUUCUGUUUCUGCUCCUACCUACGAUGUUGCAGAAAUGUGACCUUUGCACAAAGCCGCAGUCUAACUACUGCAACUAGCCAAGUAAAUGUGCAGAAACCCUUGGGAGAAAAGCGAAAAUCUGGCAAAACUCCAGUACUCCGCAAUACAAGUAAAACCUGGGAAGAAAGGUUGGCUGAUGCUGUGACUCCACUCUGGAGAAUGAACUACGAGGAGCAGCUGCAGGUUAAAUAUGAAGCUCAAAAGAGGACCCUUCAGCUUUUAACUGCCAGCCUCCCCAGUUGUGCUAGGACUGAGGACCUGUGCUGCCCACUGCAAUCAACUCUCCCCUCGGUAGAUAUCGCCUGGACACCUGAGAUCUGUUUACUGUGCCACUCUUCAUUGCAGCCAGUUACUGUUGGGUAUCGCAACAAGUCAACUUUCUCUGUGAACAGAGGGCCUGAUGGCAAUCCCAAAACAGUUGGGCAUUACAUUGGAACUGGCAAAGGGAGAAACAUUGUUUGUACUCAUUCAGAUCACUUGGUGAAUAUGCCCGAGAAACACAAGCAAGUGGCCAGAAGUUAUGAGCAGUUCAUCCAGCUUUCUCCACUGGAGCCUUGCAUCCUGUUCCAUGAAGGAGGACACUGGCGAGAAAUCACCGUUCGCACCAAUAGGAAAGGAGAUACGAUGGCUAUUGUCUACUUCCAUCCUCAGCAUCUAGAGAAGGAGGAAAUUGCCAAACAUCAGCAAUCACUGGUGGAAUAUUUUAUCAUUGGACCAGGAGCUGCAUGUGAACUGACGUGUCUCUACUUUCAGGAGAGUUCAAUGACCCGCUGUCUCCAUGAGCAUUCACCAUAUCAACUCCUCUAUGGAAUUCCUUAUAUCUAUGAGGAAGUAUUGGGUCUGACCUUCCGAAUCUCUCCAGAUGCCUUCUUCCAGGUCAAUUCUGAGGGAGCAGAGAUCCUUUAUCAAACAGUUCGUGACCUGAGCAGGGUGGAUGGUGACUAUAUUGUGCUCGAUGUCUGCUGUGGUACAGGAGCUAUUGGCUUGACCUUGUCCCAAGGAGCAGCUAAAGUGAUCGGAAUCGAGCUCAUUGAACAAGCUGUAGAGGAUGCCCAGUGCAAUGCCAUUCUUAAUGGUAUUGCUAACUGUGAAUUCCUCAAGGGCAAAGCAGAAAUUGUUUUACCACAGCUGCUGCCCUCACUGGAGGAUGUCAAGUUCCUCAUUGCCGUUGUGAACCCAUCCCGGGCUGGACUGCAUUACAGGGUGGUGCGAGCAAUUCGUAAUUGUGAGCAGAUUCGGCAGCUUGUGUACAUCUCUUGUAAGCCAGAGGGUGAAGCCAUGAGAAACUUUGUCGAACUGUGCUGUCCACCUGACCAUCAGAAGAAGCUGUUUGGUGACCCCUUCACUCCAAGAGUAGCUGUACCUGUGGACAUGUUCCCACACACCUCUCAUUGUGAACUUGUGCUGCUGUUUGAGAGAUGAGCCCACAGCCAUCCUUUUGAGAAAGGACAUUGUUUUCAACAGCUGUACAGUUACUAGCCAGUGGAGCAAUGUUGCAGAAGUUAGUCAUUGGUUAUUGACUUUGGAGAGUGGAUUGGAAUGGACCUGAGCUGACGGAUCAUGAUACUUUCUCCAUAUUGGAGUGAUCAGCAGUAUAUUCGUGAACUUUGAAGUUCAUAUCUCAAAUGAAUGGUGAAUGAUUAUUUGUUUUUGCAGUUUUCUAACCAAACUUUUUAAAGAUGUUGCUGGAUGCCCAAGAACCUGUUGAUUCUCAGAUAUGGAAAUAUGUUGAUUGCAAUUCAAAUUGAAUCAUCUCAUACACAAGAAGAGCUAAUCCAACUGUUCUGGAAAAAUAUUGUUUACCGUUUAUUUUCCUUGCCUUAACACGCUUACUUUGAAUCAAUUUUCUUAAGUAAAAUUAUACUUUGUUUGAGCAAGUUGUAAUUUACCUGUAAGGCUCAAUUUCCCGGUCAUCUUGUGUGGAUUUGUACCAUAAUCAAAUAGUAAAAGUCAUGUCAUUAUUUUAAUGCAACACCUCACUUGCAUUUCCUACUGAGUGUAUGGUAGUUAUAAUGAUAGGCUGCACACCCAAUUUAAAUGGAUACAUCACAUGAAGCAUGUGUGAACAUGAA
Molecule: messenger RNA, 2891 nt
Organism: Hemiscyllium ocellatum (epaulette shark)
Lineage: Eukaryota; Metazoa; Chordata; Chondrichthyes; Orectolobiformes; Hemiscylliidae
Gene: trmt2b
Product: tRNA methyltransferase 2 homolog B
Exons: 15
Coding region: 1-2241 (746 amino acids)
Biological process (GO): RNA processing
Molecular function (GO): tRNA (uracil(54)-C5)-methyltransferase activity, S-adenosyl methionine-dependent
Source: RefSeq, a predicted model, not a curated record